AUGUCUCACCUCGUCUCUCAGGGACAGCCGCUUAGGGUGGCUUGGUCGGGUCCGGUUGCGACGCUUCCGCUGGAAUUGCAGUCGGUCAGCCAGUGGACCAGCCUCUACAGCAACGCCCUUCACCACAAUUGCUUUGGCGACGCUCCAAUUGCACAUCCGUACACCGCAAGUAUAUCUGCCGCAAAGAAGAGCGCCGCUGCCAGCUUUUACGAGCAGCUCCAUACCGUCUUGCUGCGAGGGAGUCAGACCUCGCUCACAAGCACUGGCAGCGCGCGUUCUGAUGUCUCUCACACAACGGAAGAGGUUAAGGCGGAAAACGCCUCCGAGACGCUGCUCAAACUGUUGAUUGCUUUGUUCGUGCACGAAGAAAAGCAGGAUUCGAUCGAUGGGCGCUUAGUCUUCAAGCUGCGGGACGAUCGACUGAGCGGAAACGUCUCUUUUUCCGGAAGGUCAGCUGCAGUGAUCAACAACGGAUACAUCAAUCUUCGGCGGCAGCGACAUACUCGGAAAUUCUACGAUGUCGGGGGCCUGAUCGUUGCCUUUCUUGAGGCCAAGCGUCUGGAGCAUAGGAUGACGGAAGAACGGUUGUUUGCCCAACUUACUGGAGAAAGUCUGUGGACGGCGCAGGAAAACUUUACUGGGAAUCGAAAUCGAGGCGACCAGGAGGUUUUCGGCCUCGGAAUUCACCACCGACACGCCCACAUUACCCACGCUUUCUACCCGGCGCAAUAUCUGGAGAACGUACUAAAUAACCAACCGUUGGGAGCACAGCAGGUCGAACUCAGGAAGAGUAUCGGCUUCGACCUGGCAAUUCCCCGCGAGCGACUUGAAUAUGAUGCCAAAACGGACGUUACGACGGGCGCGUCGAAAUUGACGGCAUUUGGGCUACUACCUAGGCGGUCAUCAGAGAAGCGCUUCCCCCUGGACGCAGUCGAUGGUUGCAAGGAUUUUAACUGCGUCCAGGGAGAAGCAGUGGAUGAUGUGGAUGAGGGAGUUAUGGAAUUUGUCAAGGGCAGGGUGCAGGGAUUGAGAGCUGGAUUGAGAGGAUUGUGGGGAUGUGGCAGUGUUGGGCGGUAUCACAGUGCACCCCCCUCGAAGCCAGACGACACUUCGUGUGAUGUAACCCGGAUGCUCUUUGAUACCCCCAGUUCUUGUUCGUACCACGGGGUACUGAACGAAGUCCCGCAACAAGCCGUCAAUCUUGACAUCCUCAAACAGUACCACAUCGCGGCCAUCAAGCCCCAGAUAGAUCUCAAGUUUGACAAGAGUGCCAACCUUCCUUACACUCGGGGAGGCCGUGUAUGCUGGCCAUCAUUCUGGUCUACUGUAAGGGAGGAUACGCCUAUGCCAUCGAUACCGAUGAGAAAGUGUGGAGAGAACCGCGGCUGGCGUCUGUGCGAGGGCGAUCUUACUUUCGCGAAGACGGCUACAAUCGGCACAUUCGCAGAUGAGGCGACCUUCCGCAGCGUACGUGGUGGUCUCCCAGAAUAUGAUGAGUUUCCUCGGAUUUCUGCAACAAUGUUUCCCGCAACCAAACUCUUCCCUAUUCGGGCGAGAUUCGUUGCCGCAUAA
Molecule: messenger RNA, 1572 nt
Organism: Fimicolochytrium jonesii
Lineage: Eukaryota; Fungi; Chytridiomycota; Chytridiomycetes; Spizellomycetales; Powellomycetaceae
Exons: 10
Coding region: 1-1572 (523 amino acids)
Source: RefSeq, a predicted model, not a curated record